Impatiens glandulifera is the source of this 1837-nucleotide messenger RNA. Its product is annotated as 4-coumarate--CoA ligase-like 9. Lineage: Eukaryota; Viridiplantae; Streptophyta; Magnoliopsida; Ericales; Balsaminaceae. Bases 23 to 1711 code for a protein of 562 amino acids. Gene Ontology annotation, molecular function: CoA-ligase activity. The record is from RefSeq and is a predicted model, not a curated record. The transcript is spliced from 5 exons.
AAUAUAAUUAAUUAAUUAAUUAAUGGCAGAAACUCCCGCACUUUAUCCACUUGAUCGGCGGAGCGGUUUUUGUCAAAAUACAACCACUUUUCAUAGUCUCCGUCCGUCACUUUCUCUUCCAUCACCGUCUCAAUCUCUAUCUCUCACCGACUACACAUUUCACCUCCUUCACUUAACCUCCGCCGGAGCUUUCACCUCGUCUUCCCCGCCGGCGACUCCUUUCCUCAUCGACGCUUCAACCGACCGUCGUCUCACUUUCUCCGACUUUCUCCGGCAAACAAGAGCUCUGGCUUCCUCUAUUCAGAGACUUGCUCCGUCUUUGUCUAAGAACGAUGUCGCAUUCAUCCUCGCACCACCGUUGAUUCAGGUUCCGGUUCUCUAUUUCGCUCUUUUAUCGAUCGGCGUUACUAUUUCUCCGGCUAAUCCUUUAGCUACUGAGUCUGAAUUGAAUCAUAUGAUUCGGAUUAGUAAACCGGUUAUCGCGUUUGCUACUCGUGAAAAUGUUCGUAAACUGCCUUCGUUUUCACUCGGUACUGUUCUGAUUGAUUCCGAUGAGUUUCAGAUCAUGAUGGAAUCGGAAUCGCAAUCCGAACAGAAAACGCUGGAUCGAGAGGUUAAGAUUAGUCAGUAUGAUUCGGCGGCUAUACUUUAUUCCUCUGGCACUACAGGUCGAGUGAAGGGAGUUGAAUUGAGUCAUCGGAACUUUAUCGCUUUAGUCGCUGGAUUAUACUAUCUCCGUAGGCCAAGGGAGGAGAAUAUGAAGAAUCCGGUGUACUUAUUUCCACUUCCUCUGUUUCAUGUAUUUGGAUUCUUCAUGCUUGUAAGAGCGGCGGCGAUGGGAGAAACAUUAGUUUUUAUGGAGAGAUUUGAUUUCGAAGGUAUGCUUCAGACUGUGGAGAAAUAUCGAGUUGUGUCAAUUCCUGUAUCCCCGCCGCUUGUGGUUGCAUUGGCUAAGUCAGAUUUAGUGACGAAGUAUGAUCUCAGCUCGCUUGAGUUUCUUGGCUGCGGUGGAGCGCCGCUGGGGAAGGAGGUUGCGGAGAUGUUUGCUGCCCGUUUCCCUAAUGUUGAGAUAUCACAGGGAUAUGGCAUGACGGAGACUGCGGGUGGUGUAACAAGGAUGAUAGCGACAGAAGAGACGGUGCAAUAUGGAUCUGCUGGUCUUCUGUCUGAGAAUGUAGAGGCUAAAGUAGUGGAUCCUUCUUCUGGAGAGGCAUUGGGGCCUAAACAAAGAGGAGAGUUAUGGCUGCGAGGACCUUCAAUCAUGAAAGGUUAUGUUGGAGAUGAGGAAGCUACUGCUGCAGCAUUUGAUCCAAAAGGGUGGUUAAAGACUGGUGACAUCUGUUACUUUGAUGAGAAUGGUUUUCUAUUCAUUGUUGAUAGGUUGAAGGAACUGAUCAAAUUCAAUGCAUAUCAGGUUCCCCCAGCUGAGUUGGAGCAAUUGCUUAAUUCUCAUCCUGAAGUAGAAGAUUCAGCUGUUAUUCCAUAUCCACAUGAAAAAUCUGGGGAGAUUCCAAUGGCUUAUGUUGUGAGGAAGCCUGGGAGCAGUAUUACUCAGACCCAAAUCAUGGAAUACAUAGCUAAACAGGUUGCGCCUUAUAAGAAGAUUAGACGCGUUGCUUUUGCGGCUGCCAUACCGAAAUCUUCAGCUGGGAAGAUCCUUAGGAGGGAGCUAGUCAAUCAUGCUGUUUCAACUGUUCCAUCUAGAUUAUGAUCAUUCAUUUUUUUCCAAUUAAAUGGUCAUUUUGUAGAGAGGCGACCAAUAAACGAACACAAUUAUCACAAUGAUUCUCAAUCGCGAGGCUUUCAGUGGGAGAAUAGAACUAGCAAUCUUGUCUUU